CGGCUGCGCGCUGUGGAGCCGGGCGCUUCGCUUCGCCGAGCGGGGCGUCCGCGCCUAUGCCGGGCGCCGGGCUGCUCCUCCGCGCCCUGGGCCGCCCCCGCGGCUGGGCGGGCGGCGGGUCCCGCCUGCGGGCAGCUCUGGGGCUGCCGCCGGGGCCGCCGUGCUGCCCCCGCGGGCUGCGCCGGGCGGGUAAACUCCACCGCUGUGCCACGACAGAGGCCUCCCAAGCCACCCUCGCUAGCGUGUCUCCUGUUUUUGCAGUGAUGAAGCUUGACAAAGAGGGAAAUACCACCUAUUUUGAAAAGAAGAAAACAGAAUUGUACCAGGAAUUGGGUCUUCAAGCUCGAGAUCUAAGAUUUCAACACCUAAUGAGCAUUGCAACUAGGAACAACAGGAUCAUCGUGAGAAUGGAGUUCUUGAAGGCUGUCAUAACACCAGAGUUUCUUCUGAUACUAGAUUAUCGUAAUUUAAAUCUGGAACACUGGCUCUUCAAUGAACUGGUAUCUCAGCUGGCUGGGGAAGGUCAGCUAGUUACAUAUUCCCUGCCCUUUGAAUUCCGAGCCAUAGAAGCAAUCCUGCAGUACCGGAUCAGCAAACUGCAGGGGAGACUUAACACUUUGCAGCCUCAGAUCCUUGAGACACUGGAAGCUCUAGUGGACCCCAAGCUUUUGUCUGUGGAUAGGAGUAAACUACACAUUCUCCUGCAAAAUGGCAAGAGCUUGUCAGAACUGGAAACAGAUCUUAAAGUUUUCAAAGAAACAAUUCUGGAGAUCUUAGAUGAAGAAGAAUUAAUAGAAGAGCUCUGUCUAUCUAAAUGGACUGAUCCACAAGUAUUUGAGGAGAGUACAUCUGGGAUUGACCAUGCAGAGGAAAUGGAGCUGCUGCUGGAGAACUAUUACAGACAAGCAGAAGAUCUUGCAAAUGAAGCUCGUGAACUCAGAGUAUUGAUUGACGACUCAGAAAGCAUAAUCUUUAUCAACCUGGACAGCCACCGUAAUGUGAUGAUGAGACUGAACUUGCAGCUGACUAUGGGGACUUUCUCUCUGUCUCUCUUUGGACUCAUAGGCGUUGCAUUUGGUAUGAACUUGGAGUCAUCCCUUGAAGAGGACCCCAGAAUAUUUUGGCUGGUGACAGGGAUUAUGUUUCUGGGAAGUGGUCUGAUAUGGCGGCGCUUGCUUUCCUUCCUUGGGCGGCACCUAGAACCUCCACUACCUCCGCACGUUCCUGCAGUUUUGAAAAAAUCCCAACCAGCAGCUGGAAGAGUGGAGAUAAAGAACAACCUUAAAGCAGAAACAUUUGGGCUGAGCAGAAGCACAUUAACAAACCAAUAGGAACAGCAGGAAUGAAGAGACUCUUACUGUUACAGGGUGCACUUUGGACACUUUCCUUGCAUUUGUUCUUCCUUACUGAAAACUGCAAGAAUUUCUAAACUUGCUUAUUUAAUAUAUAUUUUGUGCCAAAAACCUAUAGUGAGAUUUUAAUGCUCACACACAAAAGGAGAGAAACGCAAGGGAAAACAGUGACAUGCUUUCUGGAGUAGUCUCACCUCCAUCCCAUGUAUGUUCCAUUAGUUUUCGGUAUCGCGUACAUGUACUUAUUUUUCGGGCAUUCUCAUUUUAAGUGUUUCUGUCAAAUACUUCUUUGCGUAAUGGCCUUUCUUAAAGAGAACAGUAUUUUCAGCUUAAAGGGUGACAGCAGUCAACAUUCAUCAAUAAUUCUGGUUCUGAGUUGCAUAUUUAGGAAUCUGACUUCAAAUGUCAAAGAAAAAUCCACCCCAAAGUGGCCUUUUUAAUGGAUUUUUUUUAAGGGCCUAUUUAAUUGCAGAGAACAGAUUUUCCAAACCAAAAAGCAUACCUGCAUCUCUUGUGAAGCAUCCAUCACCUCUAAACUGGCAGUAACCAGAAAUCAUAGUUUCCCUUAUUUUAAGCAAGCAGUAACAGGCUUUGAAAUGUAGCUACUUAUCUUGGGUAUUCCUUAACAAUUAAUUUAGGCCCAAAAUGUUUGCAGUUUUAGUAGCAGGGAAAGCAGACCUAUUGGCAGUGCACACUUGUGCUUGCCAUCUGCCACUCCUUGAACACACAUUGAUACAGCUGCAGUUUAACAACUCCUCAUGUUGUCAUAAGGCCUGAUUCAAAUGCUGGUAAAAAUCAGCAGACCAGUUGUUGGUUUCCCUUAAGCUGGGCUCUGCUUUCUCUCUCUUCACUCCAAGAAGACAAGACAAAGCAUGGACUAGCCUGCACCACAGUUGAGUAGCUGGGUUAGUAAAGGGUGUGGAAGCCUGAUGUCCUGUGAUGGACUGAAGGAGGGAGGAAAAAUUCUUAUGCCUGCUAUUUAUGUUUUUUCUUAGGACUUGUCUCUGAACUCUGAGGGUGUAGUUCUCCACUGGUUUCUCUUGGUCUCUAGAGGGAGCAUGAAAUCCUUCUAAAUCAGGUCACAAACUGUCCGUUUCUUGUUUGGGUUUUUUUAACAUCUCUGUAACAUACAGUGAGUAGCUCCUUAGGUGCCACCAGGUAAAUCACUGUACUAGUAGGCGUUGAAAAGACAGUAACUGUAGCUGUGAACAUUUUUACUCAGGACUAACGAGUCAAAAAUGGAAAUAAAAAGGUACAUAAAUUAAAAUUAUGCAGGCCUGUGAUCCUAAUUUGGUUAAAAUCAGUUGUGUGUAAUUACUUUCAAAAGUACUUUCAAAAAUUGUUCUGUAUGUGACUUCAUAUAUAAAAGGUAUGAGAAGGUGAGAAAGUUCACGGGGUUUGUAAUGUUCUUGAGUUUUUUAGCUGUAUUUUUUUUCAGCCUUUUUGCUUAGCAGGUAGAGAUGUAAAAAACCUCUAAACUGAGCAAUCCAGUGGAAAAAACAAUGGCUCACAUACCUUGGCUGAUAAACCCCAGGAAAGCCCAGUGCGUGAAGGGAUAUAGAUGCUGAUGUUUUCAACCAAGCUGCAGUUGCAUUAGGCCAGGACUGAAAUGUGUUGGUGCAGCUGUUUGGAAAGCUUUCACGUAAGCUUUCCAAGCUCUGUCUUUUGUGCAGAGAGGCUUCUCUGAACCAUGUUGAUUCCUCCUCCUGUACGUAACUGACUUAAAGCACAAUAAAAGCACUGAGAGAAAGACA
Molecule: messenger RNA, 3106 nt
Organism: Aquila chrysaetos chrysaetos
Lineage: Eukaryota; Metazoa; Chordata; Aves; Accipitriformes; Accipitridae
Gene: MRS2
Product: magnesium transporter MRS2
Exons: 11
Coding region: 57-1331 (424 amino acids)
Biological process (GO): mitochondrial magnesium ion transmembrane transport
Cellular component (GO): mitochondrial inner membrane
Molecular function (GO): magnesium ion transmembrane transporter activity
Source: RefSeq, a predicted model, not a curated record